UUGCAUGCUGGGUAAAAGGGACUGGGACUGCGAGGAAAGGGAAAACUGAGCGUAUCCGAGCCGGCUUUUAACCUUCAUUUACAUUGAAAACAAGCUCAGGAAUUCGGCGUUCUGGGUCUAGGCCUGACCGUCAGCCCAUGGCGUGGACCCAUAGCAUCUGAACCAUGAGAAUUGCCUGGUGACAUCUGAAGGUCUGUGUUUGUCGCCUCGAGAGACAGUGGGACCAUGGAGCCAGAAGUGAUCCGAAUGUACUCCUCUUCCCCGCCCCCUUUGGACGAUGGGGCAGAAGAGGAUGAUGAUGAAUUUGGAGAGUUUGGGGGCUUUUCCGGGGUUUCCUCCAGCGUCAGCCUCACGGAUUUCGACUCGCCUGGCGCCUCUAGAGCAGACGUUGUGCCCCCCAACCACUUCUUGCCUGAGAAAGACUUCUCCAACCAUGUCGAUGGCUUUGCAGACUUCAGCCCAGGGCCCUUUGGUAAAGACAGGGACUCCGGUGAGGAGAUAUCCAAAUCAGCUGACGCUGGCCUCUGCAGUGUAGAAAUUGGCACCAGCAAUGACAUCUCAACAUCCGCUAAGCCUGUCAUCAACGAGGAUACUGUAUAUAAAGAGGAAAUGAAAAGGCUGGCAGACCAAAAUAACACAGACGUUUUUUUGAACUGUUCCACUGCAGAGGUGAGUAGUAGAACUGAUAUCAAACACCAGACACACCAGGCCCUGGACUGCAAUGGUGGCAUGACCACGGAAAUUCUCACAAAUGGGUUUGCGGGAUUUGACAUGCAGGACUCCCUACCUCAGGCAGCUGGGAGGCUGGCUGGUUUUACUGACUCAGUGGGACAGAAACACAUCAGCUCUGAAUCAAGAUUACCCUUCUCUCCUCCUAGUCCUGAGGACAGAUUUGCUGAUUUCUCCUCUAUCCCCGGUGCCGACGCAUCUGCCGACAGCACCCAGUCUACAGAGGCGAGAGAGACUCACAGAGAAGGCUCAAGCCAAGAGGAAUCACUGACCGGCCAGGAUAGCUUUGUGGCACAUAGUGUUAAUGAACUUCACCUCCCUGCGCUUGCUGGGGUAAGCUCAAACAGUGAUGGAGCUGGAGAGACAGAGGCUCAUCCCUCGAGAUCUCUAGCUGAUGGCACAGAAAGCUUAAGCAAUGGGGAAAAGGGCUCUGAGAUAGUGGAGGACACAGAACAAGCUGUAUAUGGACGGGAGUACCAAGGAGCUGAAUGUGAAGCUGUUCAUCAGCCUGUUGGUGUGCCGUACAGUACAGAUCAAGCGGACACUCAAAACGGAGGACAGGAAACCGGGGCUGAGGAAUCCGAUGUUUGUGGGAGUAGUAAAAAUGUAUCCUCAGGCCGCGUGGACGGGGGAUCUGGCCAGACAGCCACCAGGCAGGAGGCUGAAGACGAGGAGUGGGAAGGGGAGUCUGCAGUCAGAAGCACAAGUGCAUCAAUUAGUGAGGAGUUUGCUUCUUUCUGUCAGGCUGCCUCUCCCGAUGGGCUGGAGGAUUUUGGAGAAUUUAGCAUGACCAAUAGUGCUCCUUCACUGCCUUUUUCCCAAGGGAUUACAGCUGCCCAGAACCUGGAAACAACAGAUUUGGCAGAGCAGGCGAAGGAGCCAGAGGAUGAAGAUUUUGGCGAUUUUGGGGGAGCGGUGUCUUUUGAAAGUCAGGAUUUUGCAGACUUUAGCCAGCCUGUGGUUGACCAUGAUUCACUUGGUCGACCAGGUCAGUUUGAAAACCAGGGAGACAGUGCUGAUGUCCGCAAAGACCCUUGUGAAGAAUCAAAUGAUGAAGGAGAUUUUGGGGAUUUUGGUGAAGCCCACAAACCAAAAGACGGUGAGGAGGAAUUUGCUGAUUUCGCUGGCAGCGAUGGCUUCGCAGACUUCAGCUCUGCCCGUGGGAGUCAGGAUGUGGGCUGGAAUGCUUUUGGAGAGCAGGACCAGAGCGGGGGUGACUCUUGGGCAGCGUUUGGGCAGGAUCAGCCCAGCGAUUUGGUGGAAGGAGAGACGUCCAGCAGUACCAUGGCAGCGACCUCUUCAGGCAGCCCACGGACCUGCAGGAAGGCCCAGUCUUCCUUUGCUUUUCAGGGUGCGGACAGCACAUUGAGCCCCGACACGCAACAGGAAGCCCAGAAAGCGCCUUUGGUGAGUCGCCUGGAGCGACUUUUCCAAGCAAGCUUUCAUUCAGCGCCCGUUCCCGAAGCCGAUGAAGACAUCCCUUCUCUGAAGACCCUGCUGGAACUAGGGGAGCGGCCAUCCGAGCCGGACAAGACCUUAACGCCACACGGGGAGCUGCUGUACGUGUGGAGGGAGCUGCAGGACGUCCACGAUGCCUAUGGACUGAGGUACCAGUGGGGUGGCUCCCACAGCAACAAAAAGCUGCUCUGCUCCCUGGGGAUCGACACUAGGAACAUACUGUUCACAGGGCAGAAGAAGCAACCUGUCAUAGUACCCAUGUAUGCAGCUAGUCUGGGUAUGUUGGAGCCCACCAAAGAACCUGUGAAACCAAUUUCAGCUGCAGAGAAGAUUGCUUCAAUAGCACAAGCCCCUCCUGUGUCCCCAGAAAUGAGUGCUGAUCAAACCCAGGAGACCCUCCCACCCGUCCAGUUUGACUGGAGUAGCAGUGGCCUUACUAACCCUCUAGAUGCUAGCGGGGGUUCCACUCUUCUGAACCUCGAUUUCUUUGGGCCCGUGGAUGACUCUAGCUCUAGCAGCACCACCACUAUCCCAGGUGUGGACCCCGAGCUUUACGAACUGACCACCGCUAAACUGGAGAGCAGCAGCACGUCCAGCCGCGUGGUGGACGCCUUCGCCAGGCUGAUGUCCACGGUGGACAAGACGAGCACAUCUGCAAGGAAGCCCAGGAAGGACGAGAACCUGAGCGAGGAGGCGGCCAAGGUGAUCGCCAGCCUCCCUGACCUGUCGUUCAUGCAGGCCAAAGUGCUGAUGUUCCCUGCCACCCUCACCCCGCUGAGCACACAGCAGGAGCCCGCGGACUGACGCAGCCGCCCCACCGCUUUUAUAGUACUUUUAAUAAAUCCUUACCCACUUCCUGAAAUAUCUAAGCAUUCAAGGUGAUUUCUUGACCGGUAUCUCUGGAAACGCUAUAAAUAGAAUAUUAAUAAAAAUGUAUAUUUAUUUAUAUACUGAAGUCCUAAAAGUCAUGUUUAUAUUAGUAGAAUCAAUCUGUAAAUAAUCAGGGAUCAACAUUUUUGGAAGAUUUUUCUUCUUUUUUUUUUUUUUUUGCUGUGCUGGGGGGGCUGUAAAAGUUUCUUUUGUGAGCAAAAACACUGGUUCACAUGCUUCCUAGAAGGUGUGAUUUUAAAAAACCAACUUGAAAGCCGCACUGCCUGCGAAAUCCAGGUGAAUGUUUCCCGCCUCCUUAAGUUUUAUGUUUCUUUUACUGCGUGUAGAUUUUAUCCUUAUCCUUUUUUUUAAGAAGAAAUCUGUUCACGUUCUGUCUUUAUGGUUUUGUUCAUUAAGGACCAGGCUUAAUAUUUAUGAGCAGUAGCUGCUUGCCUCUUCACAUUCUGGCAUUAGCAGAUGGCUGUAUGCAGCCAUUAUCAGUAGUGCUCCUUUCAUAAGGGCUUGUUUUUUUCAUUUCUGGUUCAUGCCACUGGUCUGGAAUGAUAAAUAGAAAUCAAUGUAAGAAGUUUAUGAUGAUGAUAAUCAACUCAAAUGACAGGGAAUGAGGGACCAAUUAUUGCGUCGUUGUCUCUGGUUACGAGCUGAUAAUGUUACAGGUGUUUUGCAUUUUUGUUCUCUCUUUCUUUUUACCACUGUACUUGUUUUAAUGAGGAUUUUGCACAUUUUAAAGGUAAGAUGGAUGUAAUCAUAGUUCGCUGUGGUUUUAGGCUGUGUACAGUAAAACUAUGGACUGUAAAUGUAAGAGGAAAAUUCCUAUGGAAAAACAAUACACUGAGGAGCCUGUAAAAAGGUGAAUAUGCAUGCCCAGGUUCUUUUCAGACUUUAGUGUGUAAAUUUUACUUUUAGUGUACACAAAUUAAAAUAAUUUAAGAGGAA
Molecule: messenger RNA, 4014 nt
Organism: Lepisosteus oculatus (spotted gar)
Lineage: Eukaryota; Metazoa; Chordata; Actinopteri; Semionotiformes; Lepisosteidae
Gene: aftpha
Product: aftiphilin a
Biological process (GO): intracellular transport
Cellular component (GO): trans-Golgi network membrane; AP-1 adaptor complex
Molecular function (GO): clathrin binding
Source: RefSeq, a predicted model, not a curated record